This is a messenger RNA of Porites lobata, 15908 nucleotides long. Lineage: Eukaryota; Metazoa; Cnidaria; Anthozoa; Scleractinia; Poritidae. The record is from the annotation of a GenBank genome assembly.
AUGAUUUUUUUCCGGCUUGCAGAGAUCCGAAAUUGGUGGGAGGUACCAUCGAUAGCACAUUUCUGUUCGUUGUUCCGUGCUGCCUUCGGACUGACUGACUUCGAAAUUGAGGUAACAAAAUCUCUCUAUUACCAGUUGAACAAGUCGAGAAUUUCUUUUCUUAUCACUUCCUGAGAAUUUAAUUCUAAAGACUCAGUUAUUACGUCCUUUUUAUUUCCUAAGCCUUUGACCUUUCUUCGCCCAAGUUAUUCUCUGUAUUGUUUAUUUAAAAUUUGAAUUUAUGGAGCCAGAAAACUGGUAGCGUAAAUUUAAAGUUUUAGACGGGCAUAUAUCGCUUUUACUCUGGUCUUAUUUAAGCUUAUAAUACAUUGUUUCACUUCCUUAAGGAUUUAGAAGAUGCACUUGUCAUUGAUGGUUCUAAUGAAGAGGGAAACAACCGAUUUUUGGCCGAUCUACACGCGAGAUUAUUGAGGGGAUUGUAUGGCAUAAAAGAAAUAACGUAAGACAGUUUUACUGUAGUAUUGUUUUAUUUUUAUUUUGUUUCAUACAGCGGUUUAUUCUUUUUAAAUUUCUUUUAAAAUGUCUUAACUAUUCAUUGAUUGGUUUUGUUUGUGUGAUCAUAAUGUGUAUGCCAUGUAACAAGAUUUGAGUUUAUUUCGUGUGCAAACGUGAAUGUUUCAAAUUCGUCUCACCAGUCCGCCUCAUGGUAAUUCGCCUCAUUGUCUAAUAAUGUAAGCCGUUUGCCCUAAAAUAAAAUUAUAGCGAACACGGAGUUGUGCAAAUAUUGCUCCCAUGUUGUUUUCGCUAGUUUUCAAAUUAAGUCUCAGGUCAAAAACCUUGCUAAGCACAAUUCUAGGUUGUCCAUGUUGACAUUCAGACAAGUUCGAUUAAUUCUCUUUUCAUUGUUGUACACUUUUAUUACGACGAUAAAAACCGUGGCUUACAUUAUUUGUCGUGGAAUCUUGGAAAAUGUGUUUGUGUUGUUAAGUCUUAAUAACGUGUUUCAAAAAAUAUUUUGCUCCUGUUCGAUUCACGCCGAGAAUCGAUUUGCAACGUUGAGGUUCGAAUCGCGUCUUGAUCGAUCGUAGAAUACUUAUCGAUGUUGGACGCUUCCUCCAUUAUUUCCUUUCGAAAGGAAACGUGGCGCUGAAAUAAAUUUUGCAAUCGAAGAUCUACAAAAAAAAAAAGGCCCUUCGGGUUGUAACAAUUUCACGUUUUCGACCUUUUAGUCGGCUACUAGAAAAUUACCGAAACUUGUGACUUGGUAUUUUGACACGUGAAAUUGCUAUAUCCUGUCGUAAAUUUAUGCCAACUAAACGUUCAUCGGUGUGUAGUGGAUUCUGUCAUAUUUAGAGACUGAUGGAAGGGGGGAAAUAAUGGUUUGGCUAGCACUGCUAAGUGAAAAUCCUGUCUAGUUUUGUUGUUAUAGUUAUUCUUGUUUCCUUGUAUAUUUCAUUGGCUCGUGACAAUUUCCAUGUUUAUUUCAGGGCUGAGAAUUUUGAGCCGUAUCUCUCACAAGUGUUGAAAAUACGCUGGGAAGAUGAGUUAGGGAGGAAAAAUCCGCUUGCUGAUCAGGAAUACAGGUACAGUGCGGUGCUGUUAAAGUAGCAGUGCUUUUUGUCAGCUUGGUUUCGAUAUCCUUUCAUUGUUGAUCUGCAUUGGCGCAUGUGGCCGGACAACGAAGUAUUGUUUUUUGGCAGUGAAAUGUGACUAGACAGGUAGAAUUUCAUUUCCAAGCACGAUUUACGUUUGUCGUGGUGGAAUCUACCCAGAAAUUCAUAUUUCACAGUUUGGGUUUGUGAACACUUUCUUUUUUUUGGAAGGUAUGGAUAGCAAUUAUUUCAUUCACUUACCCUGACAUUUUUAAUUAUGUAACUUGCUUGUAACAAGUUGUAUUUUUCAAUUUUUUUUUCCUUUGGUCAGUAGUUUCCUAUGCGGUAGACGUUAUAAAAACAAAAAAAGUGAAAGAUUUUAGCUUGCAAAGAGCAAACCUGGUGUGUUUUCAGAUAUAAUUAAUUUUGUUUUCAAAGAUGACACAAAGGGCUUUCAAACAUGUUUUUGCAUAUAAGUUGUAAAAAUAUUAGUCCAAGGGGAAGGGUUUUUCAUUUAAAUCCCUAGCUGGUGUUUGUGAUUUGACAUUAUUGUUCCCAGCAAAUUUCAAUAUCAAAUCUGAUCUGGGAAUUCUGUCACUUGUACAAAGAUUUCUGACUUGUUCAAACACUCUGAUGUCAAGAUAUUUAACCUCAUUGACAGGGACUUAAUAAAUCUGACAAGCUUACCCUCACCUCAGAGUGGUCCAAAACCGCAAAUUGUUUCAGAAAAAUCCAAAUUUGAUUUCUGCAAAAUACUAGAAACCGAUCAUACCUUGUAGAAGUACUGUUGAGGUUUUAAUUGAAUGGUCAAUACAUAAGAUUUUGACUCCAAACUUAAAAAUAGAGUGAAAUUAGAUUCCUUAAUAAUUAUCUCUGCAAUAAGUGAAAGGAAUAUGACUAAAACAGUAACCAUUGUUUUGUGAUAAAAACUCCUUUGCACAGCCAUUCCCAAUUUUGACAUAAAUUUUCUUCAACCAUCUCUAAUCUUAUAAAAGUUCAAUGUUAACAGUUUCAUGCAAAGAUGUCAACUGUAUUUGCUUAACUAUCAUAUAUGGUCCUUGAAAACACUUAAAUCGGCCCUCCUGAGAUUUCAGGAUUAAACUUGAAAUUAUUGGCAUAAAGUUUGGUUAACUAUAAUGUUAUCAGGAUACAACACUGUCAUAAUUUAAUUACUGAGGAAAAAUUUGCAAGAUUAUCUUUUCUGUUUUAAGCUUUGAUGAUUAUUUACACUGUAUCAGAGUCAUUAAAAUGCUUCGGUUAUUAAUUCUUUCUCGUUUAUAUUGAAUUUCGGCAAAUUUCAAAUAUAGUAUUGUUUGAUUUUUCCCACUUAGCAAACUCUCCACCAGAGAAAAAGUUGAGAUCCUACAUAAUCUCUGUGACUUUCGACUUGAUGUUGAAGAUGUUCCUGAGCUACUCAAGGUAUUGUAGUAUUAAAGAAAAUUGCAUACUUGUAUGGCUGUUCAACUCUGACCUUGCACCAAAACAGUGGAUAUUAUAUAACUUUUCGUUGCAUGAUGAUAUCCAGCAAUUAAUACAAUAAUUUUUUACAUUCCAAGCAUAACAUGAUAGAUUAGCAGUUAAUUUAAACCUGUAUCAUCAUGACCCUUUAACUCCUUAAGAUCUGAUUAGUAAUUCUCUUUUCUUGCUGCUAUACAUUUUAUUGAAUGUUAAAUUGAAGGUUAUGUCAAUAUAACAUCUUCUGACUGAUAAUUUGCCUAUUCUCACCACCUAUGCUAUCUGUUGGAUAAUGUAUUGGAUAUUCAAAGGAAAAGUUACUUGGCAUACAGAUUUGUUUUAAUUUAGAUAUAACUGACUGAAGGUUGGUAGUCUUUUUUCUCAUGACAAGAAAGUUGGUAAAAUUUUACUGAUAACAACCCAAAGGAACAAACAAAAAAUAUAGAAGGCUUUUCCUUAGGUGUCUUUACUUGGGUGCUCAUGCCUUCAAUCUAAACAGCAUGCCUGAGUCCUGUUACAACAAGAAUUGCUUUGCCUUUGACCUGUCAUUUAAGCUCAUCUUUUGGGAUCAGUCAGUGUGUUCUUGUAGGAAUAAUUUCAGAUUCUAGCAGUUACAUACAUAUAAGUUACAGCAUAUCAACGUAAAACUUGUGGUGUUGUUUGAUGUCCAAUAGGGUCUGGAUGCGGACAGCUUACGUGUAGAACCUCUGGGAUUCGACUCCGAAGGAAGAACCUUCUGGUAUUUCUACGGUACACGAUUAUAUCGAGAAGAAAAACCACCACAGUCAGAAAACAAGUCCAACAAGAAGUCCAAAAAGAAGAAAAAGGUGGAGGGUAAAACUAAGAAAAAGAAAGCUAAACUCAAAAAGAAGAAGAAAGCAAAGGGAUCUUCAUCUGACUCUGAGGAAGAAUCUGAAUCAAGGUUAGCAGUUGAACUGUACUUGCUAAGAAAUGUUUUGAGUGAAUUUGAGGUCAAAGUUAUACAGUACAGCCUCAAAUUUUUAUGUAUUUUUCCUUUACACAGUCAUGGUGACCUUUCCCCAGGCCCAAAUUUUAAUUUUUUAAUUUGUUUCAUGGUUUGUUAAGAGGUAUCAUAUCAUUGCAGUAAGUUAACAUGGCCCGUAACAGUUAGCCUGCGCCACUGACAAAACUAAACCUCCAGCUAAGUCCGUCUGCAAAAUAGUGCUGAGAUCCUUGAUCUGGACACCUACCUGUGUAUAAGGAUUUGACUACACAUCAUGAUUGGCCUAUUAAAAAAGCCAUUGUUGAUUUGCCAAUCAGGUUGAAGGGAAAUUGGAAACCCACUUCCAGUAAUUCCUUGCGUUUGUUGGGGGCCCAGAACAAGGAUCUCAGCACUGCUUCACAGAUGUUACUAACCAUGGUUAGAUUAUGGCUUAGCCUGAAAAAACAGCCGACAUUUGAUGACGCUACCACUGGUUUCCCCACCAAACAACAUCUGAGAAACGAGCGCAGCAAUUCCAUACUGAUAACUGGUCACUACCCAGAUCUGGUUAGUGCAUCUUAUCGGUCGUGCCGCACGGGAAAUUCGAUUCAACCAAUCAAAAGCACUACCCAGAUCAGGGUAGCGACGCGCCAUCAGUAUGGAAAUUCUGCACUCGUUUCUCAGACGUCAUUUGGCGGGGAAACCAGUGGUAGCUUCACCAAAUUUUGGCUGUUUUCUCAGGCUAAUUACGGCUGAGUCACAGUCUAGUUACUGUCUUUGUUUAUUUCUGAGAGGUAGAAAACCCCUUAAGGUUAUAAAUUCCUCUUGUGGUGGAUUCUUCUUCUUGUCACCAUCUCCUUUUCUUCAUUUACUUUCAGAGUAACCUUUAUUAAACUACCCAAACCAUUGCCAUGAAUUUUGUCCAUGACAUUACUUACUACUACUAUAUGAGAGAUUUUUGCAGUUGAUUGGCUUAGAGCAGUGGUAUUUCAGCUUAAUUUGAAAUACUUACAUGUGAAAAUUACAAAACUUUUGAGGGUAGUAGUUAAACAAAUAAUAGCAUGAUUUGUGUGUGAUAUUUGGCGUAAAUGCCACUUUUGAUAUUUCAAAAUUGUCUCAAAUUUCACUCGCCUAAUGGCUCGUUCAAUUACAUAUAACAAUUUGAAAUAUCACUCGUGGUAUUUAUGCCAAAUAUCACUACAAAUCAUGCUAUUACUUAUACUAAUUCAGUUGGCCAUUCCCUAUGAGUGACCUCUUACACUGACUGUGUUAAUGUAUUUAUCAAAAUCAAAAUAAAGGAAAUUUGAAACUACAUGGCGAGUAAGCUCUCUAUUUAAGGUGGUAAGCAGUUCAAGUCAUUAAAGAAUGUGCAAGUGAGGGUCAAAGUGCAAGGGGCUCUCGCAUCCCCAAAUAUGCGUGCCACUUGCUUGCCACUUGGCUUUUCACAAUAUCCACCAAAUGGGGAGCUUAUUUGCAUGUUAGAAACUACAGUACUCUGAGAACAUUUGACUUGAGCUUGAUUUAAAACAACUGGUUAACGUAAUGACUGGCAUGCUUAGUCCAAGCAGUGAGCAUCCCAGCAGUGAUUAUGCUGAUGAUGAAGAUGAAAAUGAUGAGGAUCAAGAGGUAGCUUCUGAGGGAAAAGAAGAACAGCAAAAACAGGACUGCCCACUCUGGACUGUUGUGUGUUCCACUGAGGAAGAGUGGCAGCAGCUCGCUGAGUCGUUCAAGAAGAGUAAACACAAAGAUGAGAAGAUGCUUUAUGAGACACUCAGUGUUGAUUUUGUUCCAGAGAUUGGCAAAAUGAUUGAGGCAAAGGUACAGUUGCUUGCAUUAUGUUGCUUCUUGGUAAGGAAAGAUUGAUUACAUGUAGCAAUGACGUCUUAUCUUCUCAUCAAAGGUACAGACUUGUACCUCCAUUGCAGAUUAUGAUGAUUCAUCAGCUUGGAGAGAUAAAUAAUGAAUAUCUGCCUCAAAAGCUCUUCAAUGGUGUGUUCACUUUAAAUCAGUGAAAUUUACUUUAGGAUUGGUGUUUUUUUUUAACUUAUACGCAUAUAUAAGGAAGUGAAGUAGAGGAAUUAUUUUUUUGAAAGAAAUAGCCAACUUUCAAUAUAUUAAAAUUCUAACAUGACGUUGAGGCUUUAGGGUCAAAAUUAAAAAUUUUUCACCCUGGCAAUUCCAAGAAGAGACUUGAGCACAAAGAAAACCAAACUAAGUAUAGAAAAAUUACCAGGAAGCCAUGGAGUCAUGUUAGAGUUUUAAUAUAUCGAAAGUGGGCUAUUGGUGACAUCCUUUUACCAUUGCUCUGUAAUAAAGGAUAAAGCCAUGAGGAAAAAGCUUCUAAUGGAGAUGGCACCAAGAAGAGCGUCUGAUAGAAUAGCAUCAAAAGUGCAGGUAAGGGAGGAAGAAGAGCAACAAGAGGAGAAUGAGAGACAACGAGAAAGAGAGCGACUGGCAGAGGAGAGGAAGAGAGAAGAGGAAGAGAAACAACGAGAAAAACAACAGCAGCAAGAGAGAAGGCAACAAGGUUAGAUAAUGAUGUUGAUAAUGAUUUUAAGUUAAUGAUAAAAUUAGAUUAUUAUUUUGUAAUGAAUGAUAUUCAAUUAACUGGGAGAGUGGGACGAGUCUCAAUCAUUCCAUUUUGAGUAUGUGCAAAGCUUAUUACUUUUUUGUUCCUUGUGAUUGCUUUUCUUGACUUUGCCUUUGGCAGUUCAUUCUUGGGAUUUGGGACCAUACACUGUAGGUCUCUUUAGGUUAAGUCAUGGCUUUCCUCCUUAAUACCCAUGGUGUGACAGGUGUUGUGUGACAACAGUAACAUUAGCGGUGCUGUAGGGCUGCAGUGAUGCUCAGAUGUAUUGGUGAACUGCAAUAUUUCUUCUCACGAUAUGAAUAUUUAUAUUUCAUCAAGAUAGUAUCACGAUAUUAUAAUAUGCUAAACUGUGCAACAUCUUAAUAGUAACAGUAUGUGAAAUCACUGUAUUUAUAUUCCAUUCUGAAGCUCCGCAUUUCAGCCCUUUGAAAGCAUCUUAUGAUGGAAACACAUUAAAAAGGAAACCAUUCCUACUUUGUGUGUCUUAUCUUAUUCAAGAAUGAUUAGGGAUAAGAAGGCAAAGAAACAUGGGCACUUAUUUGUCACUUGUCAGCGUGCAAAGAAAGUAGUGUCCGAUAGCCCGGGGCUAGAGGAUUUUGCUAUCAGGCUAGUGAAUUCUGUUUUUAACUUGCCGGACGGGCAAGUGAUGUUUUAUGAGGAAUUUGAAGAGCAGAAGAACAAAACGUUUUUGGGGCUAGUUGAAAUGACGUCCGGGCUAGUAAAUGCUACCUUCAGCUUGCCCGAAUGGCAAGCUAUAAAAAUGAUUUUCUUUGCACCCUGCUUGUGUGCUUCAUGGUGUUUUGUGCCCACAGUGUAUUGUGCACUUUUCAGAGCCCCCAAAAUAAAAAUUUUCCCAGGGGUAGGGUGCAAACCCCAGCCAUACCUAACACCACAUGCAGCCACAUGUACACCCUGUAAGCCACGUGAAAAGUUGUCUCCUCCUUCUGAUCUAAUAUUGCUGCCUUCUUUAAUAAAUCUCUUCUCCAGCCUGAACAAAUAAUUUGAAGAAAAGGAUUGACAGUACUUCUGUAAUUUCAAUUCCCCAAAAAACUUCACUUGCCCAUUGGGCAAGUUACAUAAGAACAGAAUUCACUCGCUCAAUAACAAAAUCUACUAGCCCAGGGCUAUCAGACACGACUUUCUUUGCACAUUGAAUUCUGAUGCCCUGCACACAGUAGAUACAUGUAUAUAAAGACAGGCAUUCAUUUCCAAAGAUUAACUUUGUUUGCAGAGAGAGCCAAACGAGCACGUAUGCGGGAAGAAAGGCAGUGGCUCAUGGCUAGUGGUGAAUUUCAUCCUGAGGAACUGAAAAAUAGUUUCGGUCAAGAAGAAGAAAGCAAGGAAAGUGAAGUGGAAAGGAGACCCAGCUCACGAAAUAGAGAAGUCACAGAAGACAUUGAGCUUGAGGAUAGAGAUGAAGACCUUUACACUGGGAUGUAUAAAGGUAUCAGAUCUGUUAAAAGAAGCUUACAUGCUGACAUAAAUGACCUAAUGCAAAUGCCCUAGGCAGCAAUGCUCCGCCCCUCUCUCUCCACAGGUCUGGUAGUGGACAUUCCAAAGUGGUAAUGGGGGUUUUCACUCUCAACAUUUUUCAGGGAAGCAAAAAUAGAAGGAUUAAAGAAUCACUUACACGUGUAUGAUUGUGAGGUGACGAAGAAAAACCUUGGUAAAAAUUGUAAAAUUGUACCCACGAAGAAGUUGGGAGUUCUUAUGAACUCAUUUAAAUGUGUCCUUGCAUUCCAGAUCAAAUUAGAAUUUGGAAGUGUUAGUUUUUGAGGAGAGGGGAAAACAGGAGUACCCGGAGAAAAACCUCUUGCAACAAGAGAGAGAACCAACAUUUAACUUAACUCAGGCUUCAAUGCUAGGACUUGAACCCAGGCCACAUUGGUACAAUGUUGGAAGAUGAGUGGCAUCACCACUGUGCCACCCUUGCUCUCCUUAGGUCUAGGGGUAAAGGACUAUCUAGAAUACAGUUAGAAGUAUUGUUGUCAUUAGGUAGAUAGGGCCACACCCUGCCAGCAGAACCUCCCUUUAAAACAAUUACUUGAUUUUGGUGUACUAGAGAAAGACUUUGCAUGAAUCAAGUAAUGUCUUUGUUGAGCAUGCGUAUCCUAGUGUGUUGCUAGGAUACAGAUUCAAACACAGGCCUUAUAUCUGUGCACUUGGUACGGUGGGCUCUGUUAUGAUUAUCGGUUUAUCAAUAAACUGAUGCUUGUACAAAAAACCCAGAAAAUGAGAGGAGACAGGACAAACUAGCUGUAGCUACUUCAAAGGAUUGAUACAAUGCAUACAGAGCCUCUUUUUGUCCUCUUUGAUCAAGAAGAAGACAGAAGGAGAAUAAUAGGGCUUCAACCUGAUUUUUAGGGUACAGUAGUAAGAGCUGUGUGAUCUAAAAUACCGAGAUAGACGUAAACAUAAUCAUCUUUCUUGACUUCCUAGUGUUGGAUGCCUUGAAGAAGCAUAACAAUGCUUGGCCUUUCCUGGAGCCUGUUGAAGAAUCUUAUGCACCCCAGUAUUAUGAAAUUAUUGAGGUACAUUGUUUAAGCUUUAAAUAUCUACCGUGGAUACUGUUUCAGGCAUUUUUCAGUAUUGCCGGUACAGCUGUACCUGAAAAUUUGAUGUUCCAUCGAAAUACCCUUGCACUGAGGAAUAUUUUUUUUGUCACCUAUGUGUUAUUACAGCCAACUCUCUCUUAACAGACACCUCUAUAAGACAGACACCUCAGUAAAAUGGACAUCUAGAGUUGGUCCUUGCCUUUCUUUACUCCCUUUAUUUGACUCUCUGUGAGACAGACACCUCGGUAAAACAGUUACCUAGAGUUGGUCCCUGCCCUUCUUUACUCCCUUUAUUUGACUGUCUAUAACAUGGACACCUUGGUAAAACAGACACCUAGAGUUGGUCCAUGCCUUUCUUUACUCCCUUUAUUUGACUGUCUAUAACAUGGACACCUUGGUAAAACAGACACCUAGAGUUGGUCCAUGCCUUUCUUUACUCCCUUUAUUUGACUGUCUAUAACAUGGACACCUUGGUAAAACAGACACCUAGAGUUGGUCCCUGCCCCUCUUUACUCCCUUUAUUUGACUGUCUAUAACAUGGACACCUUGGUAAAACAGACACCUAGAGCUGGUCCAUGCCUUUCUUUACUCCCUUUAUUUGACUGUCUAUAACAUGGACACCGUGGUAAAACAGACACGUAGAGUUGGUCCAUGCCUUUCUUUACUCCCUUUAUUUGACUCUCUUUAAGACGGACACCUAGAGUUAAUCCCUGCCUUUCUUUACUCCCUUUAUUUGACUCUCUAUAAGACAGACACCUUGGUAAAACAGACACCUAGAGUUAGUCCCUGCCUUUCGUUACUCCCUUUAUUUGACUCUCUAUAAGAUGGACAUUACACUUAGAUGGACAUUUAGUGUACGUCCGAAAGGUGUCCAUCUUCGUGAGAGUCAGCUGUAUUCACUUUAAAUUUGUUUUGCCAGGAACCAAUGGAUUUGUCUACCAUUGAGCAGAAACUUGAUGACAGUAAAUACAAAAGCAUAAACGAUGUGAGUAGUGCUAAUUAUCUUUUAUUUAUCGUGUGAAUUGUGCAUUCUGUAUACCACACAGGCUUAUUUUAGUGCUAACCUAAUUUUGCAUUGUACCUUGACAUUUCUAAGGGCUUAGUUAUUUACUCAUGGGAAGAGUCUCUGUGCAUUUUAACCAACCUUAAGUUUCUGAAUUCUGCCCAAUGCACAAAGCUGAAUUAUUGAAUAGGAUAUUGUAUUGAAAGACGCUGUGCUUUAGGCUUUGAUAGUUCAGCUGCCAGUGCCACACAAGGAUGUGGUCAACCUUUCAUACGUUGGGUGGGUAAUUAAAGAGUUCUCGGCAGUAGGGAUUCGUCCAGUUUUAUUAGCUUUUUUGAUUCGCAAAAGAAUUUCUUUAGCUAAUAUUUUCAAUUGUGUUAAUCACUGGUGAGUUCUGUUUCAUUACAGUUUACUGCAGAUAUGAAGUUAAUGUUUGAAAACUGUCUGGAGUACAAUGGUUCUGAUAGCAGUAAGUGGAUUUUCAUGUCCUCAUCAUCUAUAAUUUUUUAUGCAAGUGCAAUUUUGGCAAUGUAAAUUCAGAAUUUCAAACUUGUUUAAAAUUAAUUUGUGAACAGAAAUAUGAUGAAAAUUACUACUGCAAAGGAGGUUUGGAUAUCGUAUCCUUGAGACCACAGAAUGUUUCACAUUGACAUGUUGGCUUUGGGUUUCUUCCAGAAUAUUAUUAUUUCAAAUGAAGAAUGAUCCUCGCAGUUGUGAACUCGAUUUAUGCAAUUGCAUAAGAAGCCUGAAAAAAAAAUUUAGGACUUUAAUGGAAUUUGAAUUCGUGACCUCAUGAUACCGGUGCAACGCUCUAACCAACUAAGGGCCUGUUUACGUGGAGUGGGGGACCCCGGUCUAGUGGGGUUGGUUUCUUUUGUUUCCACGCUCUUGGGGACACAAAACAAAAGAAACCUACCCCACUAGACCGGGGUCCCCCAGUCCAUGUAAACAGGGUCUAAGUAAGCUAUGAAGCUAUGGAUGUUGGGAGCUGGGCAAUAUUAUGUGUUUGUAUGUUCCCGUGAAAGAGAUGAAUGUGACAAAUGUAUGUCGAACCAAAUGUCAUUUUCACACACAUUUGUCACAAUAUUAUUAUUUGCCAUCUGACAUUGGAUGAAGAUUUUAAUCUGAUAUCAGGAUACCUUGAAGUGGAUUAUUUUUAAAAAACUAAGCUGUGUCUUUGUUUUACGGGUUAAUUUAGAAAAGAAAGUCAGAACUUUCUUUCCCCAGGGACAAAGUAAACUGUCCAUAAUAAUGAGGUGUCCGUAGUAGGCGGGGUUUGACUGUACUUUAUGUCAUCAUUAAUUGGGAACUAAGGCCCGGUUCAGACGCCGUACUUUUCAUGAGCCGAACCUAAUACAUUGAAUUAAGUACAUGAAAAGUUCGGCGUCUGAAUCAAUUAGGAACGCCUGUUUCAAUUUGGAACGGCUCACCCGUUCUUUUCGCCUAGCCCGGCCGGGAAUUUCGCCUUUGGAUCGACUUUGGAACGCCUUUGAUUCAGACGCCGAACUUUUCAUGUACCGAACCUAAUGCAUAAAUUCUUAUAACGUAUUUUGUAAGCAGUUUGACCAAAAUGCGCAUUUUUCGCCUUCUGAAUUUAGUUCGGCUGGAAUUAAGAUCGGCGUCUGAAUCAAUUUAGCCGGUCUAAAUAAUUUGGGUCGGCCUUAAUUCGAAUUAGGUUCGGCUCAUGAAAAGUUCGACGUCUGAACCGGGCCUAACUAUCUACCCCAUUUUUAUUUAGUGUACACAAAAAUGGCCAACAGUCUGGAAGCUGCUUUCAACCGACAACUAAAGAAACACUUUCCUGAAGAUGAUGACAACAGUGAUGAGGAUUUCGAAGAAGAACUUGCAAGGAAGAGCAGAAAAGAGAAGAGAAGGCGUGGUGAGGCAGGUUCUGGGCCAGAGAUGUUCCGUAAUGCACCACAAACCAAUGAAAGCCCCUUUACAAAGCAGAUGGGGCCACCUGGCAUGCAGCCAAUGUUUCAAAAUCGCAUGUUACCUAGCAACAUGGCUAAUGGGGGUAUGAUGCCUUCCCAUCAUCCUUCAAGAAUGCCGUUUCCAGGGCCCCCACACUUUGCCCCAGAUGGAAGGCCCCUAUAUCCUCCACAGUUUUAUCAGAACGCAUUCAACCCAGCUGCAUUUGGGAGAUACGGUAUGUCACAACCAGGACCCCAGUUUAAUAGGUUUAGAUACCCUCAAGGGAAUCCCGUGAGCCAGAUGGGUCAGCCACCACAGGCGUCUCCUUAUCCACCACAACACAUGGCUGGAAGGAUGCCAUUUCCUUACAGAAUGCCGGGUGCAGGUGGAAAUAUGGAGCUUGCACGCAGAGAGAAUGACAUGAAUAGCCCUAAUCAGACGGAACAAGCAAGGCAAGCAUCCCCACAGCAGGCUGUCCCAGCGGUGUCUACAUCAGGUAUGUCUGUUGUAGUUAUUUUUUGAUCUUAGGUAAUUUAUAUUUUUCCUUUGUUUCAACCUCAUUAGCAUGCAUUACCAAACCCAGAAACAAAAGAAAAACAAAUAGUAUGUAUGUACUGUACAAUGACUAUCGUAUGAAAUAAAAAGUGUGUAUAUAUUGGCUGACAUUCCCUUUUCUCUCUAGAGAAAAGCGCUAGGAAUUUAUCGACCGUUAGCGCAAAGGGGUGCAGGUAGGUAAAUGAAAAGAAAAAGGUCUAUGGACACCCUCAAGUGCCAUGAUGAAUCAUAUCAUAUGGGGAAAAAUUAUUAAGGUUUGGUAAACAUAACAUAGCACCUUUGGCCACGUUUACGAGGGUCAUUGAAAACUCAAGUACGAACCAUGGCGCAAUUUUAACGAACAAAAUGCGUGUAACCAGUGCUGUUUACUCGCACCCUAUGUACGUUUGUUGAUUCACCCCCGUGUGGACGAUUGUAUUUCCAGGAGAGCCAACACCUUCCUCGGUAACUGGAGGUACAGAAAGAGGACGCCAGCCCCAACAGCCCCAUGGAGGACCAUCUUAUUACCGACCUCAAUCCUUUAAUCAGGCGCUCCUUGGGUACCCACGUAAUGGUCCCAUGCCUUAUGGGGCACCUGGUGUUGCACCGUAUGGGCAACCUGUGGUACCUGGGAGAGAACCUUGGCGCAUAGACCGACGAACCCCUGAAGCUGCUCCUCAGAGAGUACCAUCAACAGAGGGGCCCCUUAGAGAAGAAGGUACUGUUAAUUAACGUCGUUUUGAAUCAAAGCAAUUCAGGACUAUCCUAUGUUUGUCUAAAAACUGAAGUUUACGGCCUCUUAAUACAGCAAUGCCCGAUGUGACAAAUCGGCUAAUAAUGCAAGUCCGAGUUCAUGAUUUUUCAUUUUAUUGGCCAUUUCUGUUCGUUAAUGUUCAGUCCAUUACUAGUUUCAAUUGCUUGCCAACAAGGUGUCAACAACCAAGUAAAUCACAGAUGCUGAGGCCUGAUUUAAUGGUUUGACAUAUUAUGCUUAACGUGCCUGUAACGUUUGAUUUGAUUGAUAAACAUUGAAACCAAAUAUGUUGGCCGUUCAAAUAAUUACAGUAUCUUUCUUUAACGUCUUCAAUAAUUUUUUGCCAUCGAACCUCCUGUAAACAACCUUUCUGUUCAUUUUGAGCGCAAGUGAUUUGUGUAAGAUAAUGUUGAAGGUCUUCUAGAACAAAUCAAGUGUUCCUGCGAUUUUGUUGCUUGAGAAAAGAGCCGACAUUUCGCAAUGCCACCAAAGAUUUCCCCGCGAAAUAACGUGUGAGGAAGGAUAGGAGAUAUUCCAUACUGUUGACUCCUUAAUACCCAGAUCUGGGUCGACUCGUGCUCCUGAUUGGUCAGAGAAAAGUGUUUGGUCGAUCAGAAUCACUUCCCAGAUCCCAGUAGUGGCGCGCCAUCAGUAUGGAGUUUCUGCGCUCGUUACUCAGACGUCAUUUCGCGGGGAAACCUUAAUAGCGUCGCGAAAUGUCUCAGUAAAUGAUGAUCAGGUAAACUGCUUCAGUGGCGGAUCUAGGGGGAGGGUGCAGGGGGUGCGCACCCUCCCCUGAGAUGACCCGCGGUUUUCUAAUACAACUGGUAUUCUGCAAAAAAAAAAAACUAUGUGGUUUAUUGGUGUUGAAGUAGAGCAAGAGACGAGUGCACCCCCUCCUAAAAAAAAUCCUGGAUCCGCGCCUGUGCUUAACUACUUUUCAUUAUAUUUGAAGGUAAAGCGAGAGAUCCCUCUGAACCAACAAGAGACGCAGCGUUGCGUCCCACAGGCAGCAAACAAGCAAGUGAAAGUUCAGAUAGCGGCGAAGAAGAAGGAAAGCAUGGUGAACCUAAAGAAAGCCGACCCAAUGAAAGGGACGAACUGAGCGUUGAAGGAAUGCAGCAACAACAACAGCAGCAGAGGAAUAAAGUUCCAGCCACGCUUUCUAUUAGCCACAUAUUAAGCGGUGCUUCAAGGGAUGACCAUCACCGUCAAGAAAGUGCUGCAGCACAGGACAGCUCUCCUCACGGUACACCACAGGGAACCCCAACUCCACAAGGUACACAUCCUAUGCCUCAUGCUUCCGCGCGUCAAGGCAUGAGGUCACCAGACAGCAGGGAUAGGCUCACUCCAUCAAACGAGCAAUUUAAUAUGGCUUCUGGUAAAGGACCAUUUGAGAACAUUACAGGAAGGGCCUCUUACGAGAACCCGCACGGACGAUCCCCUUAUAGAAUGGCACCUAAUGAGGCCUUAGAUAGACCUGGUCCAUAUGGGGACCCUCGUCGGCAAGAGUCUUAUGAACAUAAUGUGGGGAUGAAAUUUAACGAUAGAAAACAUUUAGGAAAUGCUGCGGAGAGCGUUAUUAAGAAAACGCCUCACAGUACGGCUUCUGAUUUAGGUUUCUACAAGAAAAUGCCGGAACUGAGACCAAUACGCGAGGCGAACGACAGUGAGGAAGAGCAGCCAAUGCAAGAUAGAACAGUGAAGAGUGUAUCUGAAAACGGGCAUUUAGAGCCUGCUAAAACAGACGCUGUUGGUCAGCGGAUGUCAGGUGACAUGAACAAACAUCUGAAGGAAGGAAGCCCGAGGGGGGUGGGGGUACCGUACAAAGGCUGGCCUGAGCUACAGUUUGAUUCGUCUUCUAUCACUCCAGGCAGCUUCCUUCAAGAACUUAACGAUGCGGGGCCACCAUCCUUGCCUGGAAUGGGCGGCGAGAAACCACCUCCUGAUAAGAAUAAUCGCCUGCCUUUUACGUCCAUGUUAAGGGGAAUGAACCCAUCCCAAGGGAAUCCGGUUGAUCGCAGGGCCCAGUAUUUAAGUUUAGAUGCGGCGAAUCGAGCGAGGAUGCGAGAAAACAUGUUAAUGGGCAAUUUACUGCACAGCGCUGAAGAGAAACGCGAGAGGUUUGAAGCGGGUUCUCGCGCGGGUGACAUGAGUGCUUAUAUGUACGGCAACAAACAUCCUUCAGAAAUGAUACCGCCUGCUCUUCAAUAUCGACCAAACAUAUCUUCAUCUUCACACCAAAGAAACGUGGACCCCUCAGAUAUGCCACCGGGAGCGAAUUCGCAAUUUGUGGACCUGAAUUCCAUGCAAUACCGGUAUCCCGGGGGACUCCCAGGAUCCCGGGAGUCUCUGUCUAGAGAACAGAUGUAUUUUCUUGAGCAGCAGCGGAGACAACAGAUGGCGUCCUCAAUGGACGCUAUGAUGGCAGGGGGGCAGGAACGUAUGAUGGGUUAUGGUGGUAUGUUACGUCAGCAGCAGCUGUUUAACGCUGCGUACGCAAGUCACAUGAGGAACGGCCAGUAUCCAGGUUUUCCAAGUGAAGGUGAGAGCCCUUUGCAUAAUUAA